UAAACAACGUGAUUUUUUCCCCUGAAAGAGGCUGGCUGGCUCACACGAGCCGCGUAUAAACCCUCGAAUGAAUUUAUAGUGUCUGCAUGCUUCGCUACUUCACUCCAAUUGUCCGCAGGCUGCAGAUGCUCUUCGCCAAUCCAGCACUGCAGGUGCAGUUAAUGCUGGAGACGCUGAUAGUAGUUCUGGUUUGAUAUCCAUCUCUUUGCUUGUUUCUUUUCCUCACACAGAGCCUUUUUUCUGCUUACCCCCCAAAUUGUGCUCUAGUGCUGCCGCGUGAGGUGUUGGGUUCAUUGGAUCCCGCAGUCUGACCGGCUUUGCGGUGCGUCUUCAAGAGCAUCAACAUUUUCUUUAGUGGACAUAUGACGAACAGUUCCGUGUGCUGCCGCAUCAUGUUGACAUAACUCUGCUGAAGAACUGAAAUUAAUGAAUAGCCGGAGAGGAGCGAUGAUAUGAAUUAACUCUUUGAUGUGGAGGGAAGCAGGAAAGGGGCUUUAUACUGCAUAUACUGGCGAGGAAACACGGGAAUGAGGCUUUAAACACGUUUCUUGACGCUGUGAGUUUUCUUGUUGAAGUUGGCUUUGCUCAACCAUGGAAAAAUGAAUUGGAAUGGAUAUUUUGAUAAGUGUUCCUUAGAGAUGGAUGGAAGAUUUUCCAACCUUUCCCCUUUAUGAAUCUUUUCGUGAUGACUCUGGAAAGGUGGAGCGAUCAGGAAAAGCUAAUGACGGACGGACCUAUUAAUCCAUCAAGAGCACCAGAGGGGUUUGGAAACGUUUGGAUGGAAAUGUUUGCACCUUUUUCUGGUUUUAUACGGAACUACUAAUGCAUAGUUGUGGAUCUCUGCUGGAAUCUCAGUUGUCAGUAUAGUGAAAUGAAUUCAGGGCUGUUGACAUAUUAGCUGUGAUUUUUGCUUCUUUUUUUCGCAAAUAUCCAUCUUUUCUUCUGAAAGUAUUCCGAUCUAAAUGGAAUUAGUUGAGAAAGCCCUCUGUGAAAGGAAUAGACAUGGUACAUGGGAACAGGUUCCUUCACGUUGUUGCAGGUCUUCUCAUGCUUGGGUUGUCUGGGGCAACAAAGAAGGAAGCAGUGAAAAACAAUUCAGGAGUGCAGCCAGCAGGGCAGUGUGGAACCUGGGUGAAAGAACCAGAGGGAGGCCUCUUCACCUCACCCAAUUACCCAAACAAAUAUCCUCCAGAGCGAGAAUGCAUCUACAUCAUUGAAGCUCCCCCGAGACAAUGCAUUGAUCUUUUCUUUGAUGAAAAGUAUUCAAUAGAGCCUUCAUGGGAAUGUAAAUUUGACCAUAUUGAAGUCCGGGAUGGACCCUUUGGCUUUUCUCCAAUAAUUGGACGCUACUGCGGCCAGCAGAACCCUCCAUAUAUCAGAUCGAGCGGCCGUUACCUAUGGAUAAAAUUUGUUGCGGAUGGUGAAUUGGAAGCGAUGGGAUUUUCUGCUAGCUACAAUUUCACAGCAGAUCCCGACUUUAAAGACGUAGGAGUCCCCAAACCUCUUCCCUUUUGUGAAUUCGAGAUGGGUGGACCUGAAGGCAUCAUUGAAUCGCAGCAGAUCACCAAAGAUGGCAAAGCCUUGCAGACCGAGGCAGUGGACUGCAAAUGGUAUAUCCGUGCCCCUCCUCGCUCCAAGAUCUACUUGCGUUUCCUAGACUACGAGAUGCAGAACUCCAACGAGUGUAAGCGUAAUUUUGUGGCGGUGUAUGAUGGCAGCAGCUCGGUGGAAGACCUGAGGAAUAAAUUCUGCAGCACGGUGGCUAAUGAUGUCAUGCUGGUGUCCGCGCUGGGCGUGGUCCGCAUGUGGGCCGAUGAGGGCAGCCGAAAGAGCCGCUUCCGGAUACUCUUCACUACCUUCCAAGAGCCUCCCUGUGAGGCAGAUACUUUCUUUUGCCACAGUAACAUGUGUAUCAACAACACGCUGGUGUGCAACGGAAUCCAGAACUGUGUCUACCCUUGGGAUGAAAACCACUGCAAAGAAAAGCGGAAAGCAAACAUCCUGGACAACCUCAAUAACACCAACAGCACCAUCAUCGGCAUUACAUGCUGCAUUGUACUGAUCCUCCUGGUCAUAUCGGUCAUCGUCCAAAUCAAGCAGCCACGGAAGAAGUACAUCCUGAGGCGGGAGGACUUUGACCCCACCAUGUUCCAGGAGGUGUUCCAGGAGCCGCCACAUUAUGAACUCUGCACUCUCCGCAGCGCGCCAGCCACCUCAGCAGACCUGGCCGAGCUGGCCGAGGACUUUGAGAGCUACCACAAGCUCCGGCGUGCCUCUUCACGCUGCAUCCACGAGCAUCACUGCGGCUCCUCGCAGCUGCCCAGCAACAAGGGCAGCCGCACCAACCUGAGCGCCCGCGAGGCAACGGCCGCCAUCCUGACAGACCUCCCGCCGCAGCCCAUGCGGCCGCUUCCUCCCCAAACCAACCGCAGGAACAUUCUGGUAAUGAGACACACCUACUCACAAGAGGCCGCUGAUGCCUGUGACCUGGACGAUGACCUGGAGGACGUGCCCACCACCAGUCACAGGCUGUCCAGACACGAGAAAGCAGUGCAGAGACUUCUUGAAAAUAGUGCAAUCCUGGAUCCGUACGAACGGGCUUCAAUGAAAUAUGAAAAUGUGGACCGGAGAUAUACACCAGCAUGAUAAUAACAUGGACAUUUUAAAGACAAAUUUAUCAAAACAACCUGCAGAUGUAAAGGAGGACGGGGAUUCGGUAACAAAGGAAGUGACUGUGAUGAAAUCGCUUUAACAUGUAGCUCCUAAUUUAGGCUCAUUGCCUUUUUUAAGGUUACUUAUUUAGGAUUGCAAAACAUUAUAUGGAUAGAUGUGAAUUAGUACUUUCAGGACUGUUGUAGUGCAUGCAUUUUAUUGUCAUGUUUUGCCACCAAAAGUUGUCUUUUUAUUUGUCGAAACACUUUUAUUUAAGAUGUCGGAUAUUUGUGACUUUCAGCAAACACUUUCUAUUCACAUAUUUGUCAAAUUCACUUUAAUGUUCAUGCAUGUUUUCUUUCUCAUUUUUAAAGUGAGUGACUGUGCAUUUAGGUGCAGCAUCAAACCCAAGACUCGUUUAUUGUAGAUAGGUUUAAUUACAAAAAAUAUAUAUAACAAAUGGAAUGACACUAGGCCCUUCCCCUCCCCUAGUUUACUGAUAUACUUACUAACUGCAUGCUAAUCAUCAUUAUUCAAUAAAUCAUAUAUAUAAAAUACCAUCUAUGAUUAAACUAUGCUAUAUUUCCUUUACAUAAAUACGUUUUGAAAUACCAUAAACUCACUCAACUCUUCCAGUUGCUGUUGUUAAAUGAUGGAUAACAGUGAGUUAACAUUUGCUACAUUUUAGUAGCACACAAACUUUGUAUGUUAAUGGUGUUUUAUCUUUUGUAGAUGAUUUGUUCAACAGCUGAAUCACCAAUACGAGCAGAGUUUAUGCUUUGUCAAAGAACAAUACACUUAUUAUAAAUAAAGACAUUAGUAAUUAUAAAUCUUAAGUUUACUUUUCAUGCUUUUGUGUGAUCCAUUGACCUGCAGUGAAUGUCAGAUGUGAUAUCAACAGAGCAUUAUAAAACCCUAUAUGCAAGACAUUAAAACAUCAUAUUCUCUCUCUCUCUCUCUCUCUCUCUCUCUCCCUCUCUUUCACACACACACACACACACACACACAGUAUGUCAAAUGUUUUUUGUUUUUCAAGCUACAUUUUUAAACUGGAGUCACCAUACAGAUUCAAAUGAAUUAUCAGUGUUUCUGUCUGUCUGCCCAUUGUCUUGACUGUUUUGUUUUUGAAUUUAAACUAUAUAAACAACUGAAAAUAAAUGAUUUUGAUGAAUUAAUGAAUGAAUUUACAUUAUGGGUGAAUUUACACUUUCUUAU
Messenger RNA from Cyprinus carpio (common carp), 3867 nucleotides. RefSeq names its product neuropilin (NRP) and tolloid (TLL)-like 1, like. The record is from RefSeq and is a predicted model, not a curated record. Lineage: Eukaryota; Metazoa; Chordata; Actinopteri; Cypriniformes; Cyprinidae. Gene Ontology annotation, molecular function: protein binding. The transcript has 10 exons. The coding region runs from base 1003 to 2646 and encodes 547 amino acids.